Closterium sp. Naga37s-1 is the source of this 1155-nucleotide messenger RNA. The record is from the annotation of a GenBank genome assembly. Lineage: Eukaryota; Viridiplantae; Streptophyta; Zygnematophyceae; Desmidiales; Closteriaceae.
AUGUCAAGGCUUCCGCUUAAGUCUGCUACCGCCAUGAAGGGGUCCAAAGGCCCUUUUCAGCCUGACGAUUCUGACGCUCUGACUCUCUCGGCGAAGCUCGCAGCUAUUCGCAUUGAGGAAGCUGCGAAUGAAUGCAAGAAGGGUAAGGAGAAAGUCAUUUUCAAAGAUGCUGUUACUGACGCUCCAGAAGGCGAAGAUGUGACUCAUGGGGACGACGGUGACGACGCGCAUGAUGCUGCUGAUGAUGGCUCGGGUCCAUCGGGGGGUUCUCACCUGCUCAACGAUGAGGAUGAUGGGCUUAUUGCUUAUGACUCUGACGAGGAGGUCGAGGAAGCGUCAAAAGGAGAGAUCGCGUCACGCUCCCGUUAUCCGAUCACGCUGCUGAUCCCUGAAGAGUUUCUGCCGGAAGUUCCUCGCACACAGGCAACGAUUAAGGGAUUGGUGGGAAUUUGGAAGGAUGAGCUGUCAGAUGAGGCACAGGUCACCACGACAUAUCAGCAGCUGACGUCUGGUUUCCUGUACAAGAAGUAUUAUGGUCGCAUGCAAGCUACUUUUGAUAAGGCAUCUGAUGCUAACUUUGUGUGGCGUAAUCAGGUUGAGCAUAAGUGCAAGAAUGGUACUUACGUUAUUUUUGACUGGCAAUACCCGGAAGAUCCCGCUUUCGCCAGGCAGAAGGCGACGAACCCGGCGGUGAUUGAGUUAUACUUCAAGGAGGUCCCUGCCGAGAUUUCACCUGUGAUGCUGCACGGGAUGCUGAUGGCUCCGCUCAAGAAGAAAAAGAAGUCGGUGUUUAAGGAGGGUUUGUGUUUCCAUCGUGCGGUCAACUCGGUAACCGGCCUGGACACGGAUCGGCUUACGUCUUUUCCCGAGUACUCACAUCGUUGCUCCGCAGCUGCUGCGACCACUGCAUCAGAUACGACCAAGAUCAUUCUCAAGGACCCGUCCCUGGUGCUGAUUUCCACCAGCGGCAAUCGGGAGGAGUGGGUUUGUCUUCAGGACAGCUGCGAGAAAGCUCAUGGUUCGUCGUUCAAGCAGGCUGCACAUCAUGCGCUGUCCCAGCGGCACCGCCAUGGGGCCCCGAAGGGGGGGGAGUCGCUCCGGUUGCUGAAGGGGAAGAUCAACCUCAAGCACCUGAAGAAGGACUAUGGGGUGUAG